CAGCAGAGCGAUCCAGAAGUUGCUGCCACUGAAGUCUGCGCGUGCUUUCAGUCACAAUACUAACUAGCUCUAUGAACAACCGAUGUGUCAACUGCUGCCUGCUUUUUUUGCCACACGCGCAACUCAAGCGCUUUGUUGAUCUGAACUGGAACGCAUCUUCCGCAAAUGUCAAUACGUAACCUCGGACAUGCGCAGUCGGAGUCUCCCCUGCCUCUCCAGCUUCGUCGGGUUAGCUCCAUGCUACUAGCAAGCUAGUAUUUCCUGCCUGUGACUGGAGAGAGCUAUGGACAUCGACGCGCUAUCGGAGGCGUUUCAAGAUUUUGAGAAGACAGGCAAGAAAGAGACCUGUCCUGAACUAGAGCGGUUCUUGUGUCAUGUUGCCAAGACAGGCCAGCCGAUGAUCUCGUGGUCACAGUUCAAAACAUACUUUGUGUUUAAAUUGGAAAAAGUCAUGGACGAUUUCCAUGCUUCAACGCCAGAACAGAGAACGCCACAUAAUCCUAAUGUGGAGUAUGUUCCCUACGAAGAGAUGAAGACGAGGAUCUUAAAAAUAGUGGAUGGUUACAAUGGAAUCCCAUUCACCAUCCAACGUCUGUGUGAACUCCUCACGGACCCCAAGCGCAACUACAUAGGAACAGAUAAGUUUCUCAUGGGUUUAGAGAAGAAUGUAAUGGUGGUCAGCUGUGUGUACCCCACAUCAGAGAAAAAUGGGGCAUCCAGUGUAAACAGAAUGAAUGGAGUGAUGUUUCCUGGUAACUCUUCUCUAUAUUCAGACAGCCGAAAUGUAAAUGGCCCUGACACACCGAAACCGCUCAACAGACCGAAGCUGUCAUUGUCGGCUUCGCUUUCCACCAACGGGCUCCCCGACCGUGCAGUCAGUAAAGAGCCAGAGCCAAUCACAGAGGAGGUGGAGGAGCACCAUAUCGGUGAUUCCUCGCCAGCAGAGGGGGAAAUUACUCCAAACAGCGGGAUAAAGAACAAACACCCUGCGGAGGAAGAGGAGGAGGAGGAGACUGGCAAGCACGAGGUCAAGAGGCUCAAGUUUGACGAAACGGAGUGGGAAGAAAAUGAGUCGUCUUGUCGUAAAGGGCCAGAGAGUUCGCCAGAGACGCCGCGGUCUUCAGAAGCCUCUGGGGGUCGAGAAGACGCAAGUGGAGCGUCUUGUGACUCGAACACGGCUGUCGAGGAUCACGAGCCUAGUUGCACACAGACGGAACCAUCUGAAAGGGAGGAGGACUUGUCUGGGAGGGGGGGUGUCCACGGUCCGGAGAAGGACCGUCCUGUGGAUGAAGCGGAGCAGCCCGCUCCAUCAGAGGGAACACGUUCUGAGGAGGAUAAUGGGGAGAGCAGCAGCAGCAGUGACGGAGAAGGUCUACCCAGCGACAAGCGGGUCCCCUCUUCUGGUAGUUCACAUGACUCGCCAACAGAGGGCGACGCUGACAGUUCAAACAGCACACAGACUGCAAUAGAAACAUGACAAUCUUGAAGCUCACCAAACAGACUUUUUGGUUUUUUUUUACACUGUAUGAAGCCAUGAUAUGGGUAUAUAUCUGUAGCACUGUGGACCUCUGAACUUCAGGACCAGCAGCAAUGUGAACCUCGAGAUCCCUCAAAGAAAUCUUCAAUUUCAACACCUGGUCUAAACUGGAAGGAAAUGAUUUAAAGAUCUUGGAGACUCCCCUUUUUACACUGUCGACUAAAGAAUUUUCUAAUCUCCCCCCCCCCCCCCCCCCCCCCCCCAGAUUUGUAUAUGAAGGUUAUAAUUUAACCUUGAUAACUGAUGUUUUCAGUGAUUUCAUUAUUCUUAAGUCAUUUGGCAUGCAUUUCCAAAAAAAAGAGAUACAUUUGCUAGUUUGAGUUGUGUUUUGGCCCCGAGCGUUAUUGUUUUUACAAUUGUUUGAUCAUUGUGCGUCUCUCCUCCACAUGCCAUUAAGAAUAUGAAGACACUUCGGUUUGCUUUAUGACUUAGCUAAAGUAUUUCCUAUUAACAUUAUAUUGCACUUGUUUGUAUUCAACCCUUGACGGAUGUGGAAUAUGUUACAGUUUUGCUUUGUCACUGUAUAAAGCCAAUAUUAACAAUAUAUGAAGCCAAUAUUAACACACUUUUUUGCCAGUAGUAACCAGUUGGGUUAGAUAUAAUAUUAAUUUGUCUGGAAAGCCAUUUCUUCAUCAAAAUCUGUCCAAAAAAAACCACACACACAGUACUUCUACACUUUCUUUAUGUCAUAUCUCACUUGUACAAAUGUCCCUUUUGAUAGCUUGGAUUUUUACAGUACGCGUCUGUAAAUCAGUUUUUGUAGACUUUGUGAUACAUGUCCACUGCCUUCAUAGAACUGAUAAUAAGCUGGAAACUGAAUGCUUGAGCUUGUAUCAUAGUGUUCAUGGAAAGCAAUAAAUGCAAAAAAAAUUA
Molecule: messenger RNA, 2410 nt
Organism: Cyclopterus lumpus (lumpfish)
Lineage: Eukaryota; Metazoa; Chordata; Actinopteri; Perciformes; Cyclopteridae
Product: serine/threonine-protein phosphatase 4 regulatory subunit 2-A-like
Exons: 9
Coding region: 284-1477 (397 amino acids)
Biological process (GO): protein dephosphorylation
Cellular component (GO): cytoplasm; nucleus; protein phosphatase 4 complex
Molecular function (GO): protein phosphatase regulator activity
Source: RefSeq, a predicted model, not a curated record